Tachyglossus aculeatus (Australian echidna) is the source of this 2486-nucleotide messenger RNA. RefSeq names its product phospholipase B domain containing 2 (gene PLBD2). Lineage: Eukaryota; Metazoa; Chordata; Mammalia; Monotremata; Tachyglossidae. The transcript has 16 exons. The coding region runs from base 1 to 2268 and encodes 755 amino acids. Gene Ontology annotation, cellular component: extracellular region. The record is from RefSeq and is a predicted model, not a curated record. Gene Ontology annotation, molecular function: glycerophospholipase activity. Gene Ontology annotation, biological process: phospholipid catabolic process.
AUGAAGGGAGAGUCCGUGGUCACUGCGGCCCUUCAACCCGUGAUUGCCGCCUGCUGCCUUCACGUGAUCCGGCCUUGGGAGGGAGGAAGGAGGGCAGAUUUGUGGGGCCGAGGCCACGCCCACUCCGUGUCCCGCCCACCACGCGCACCACCCCUAAAAGCCCCGCCCACCACCCUCCUCGCCCUUCGCAGCCCCGCCCACUCCUCGCCCCGCUUCCCUGUUGGCCCCGCCCACCACACACGCAACCCCACAGCCCCGCCCACUCCCCCCUCGCCCGCCCCGCCCACUCAACAUCUAGCUUUGCUGUUGGCCCCGCCCACCCACGCCCGCCCUUCUCCCGCCCACUCCACGCCCGCUUUCCUAUUGGCCCCGCCCACUACACGCCCCGCCUCCCGCUCGGCCCCGCCCACCCCACACGUCGCCCUAGCAGCCCCGCCCACUGCCCUCUUCGCCCUUCGUAGCCCCGCCCACUCCACGCCUCACCUUCCUAUUGGCCCCGCCCAUCCAAGCCCCGUCUCCCGCUCGGCCCCGCCCACUCCUUGCGGCCGCCGUGCUGCCGGGCCGGACCCUGGGCGGGCCUGGCGGCCCUGCUGUGGGCCGGGACCCUGCUCGCCGGGACCCCCCCCCCGGGGGCCCCCCCAAAGGGAGCCCCCCCAAAGGGAGCCCCCCCAAAGCCGCUCGGUGCUGCUGGACCCCGCCUCCGGGCGGCUGAGCGUACUGGACGGUUGGCACCCCGACGCCGUCGCCUGGGCCAACUUCACCGACGCCAUCGCCCGGACCGGGUGGGCCUUCCUGGAGCUGGGCACCAGCGACCAGUACAACGACAGCCUCCAGGCCUACGCUGCGGGUGUAGCGGAGGCCGCGGUGACGCAGGAGCUCAUCUACAUGCACUGGAUGAACACCGCGGUGGAUUACUGUGGUCCCUUCAAGUACGAGACCGAAUACUGCGAGAAACUCAAGGGCUACGUGGAGGCCAACCUGGCCUGGAUGCAGGAACAGAUGGAGUCGGGCGAAGAUCCCGAAUACUGGCACCAGGUCCACCUCACCCUGCUGCAGCUGAAGGGAUUGGAGGACAGCUACGAGGGACGAGUAUCUUUUCCCACCGGGAGAUUGGCCAUCAACCCCUUCGGGUUCCUCCUGUUCCAGCUGUCAGGAGACCUGGAAGACCUGGAGCCAGCGCUGAACCGGAGCACGGGCAGCCGGAAGCGGGACCUGGGCACGGGCUCCUGCUCGGCGCUGGUCAAACUGCUGCCCGGCAACCAGGAGCUGCUGGUGGCCCACGACACGUGGAGCUCCUACCAGAACAUGCUGCGUAUCCUCAAGAAGUAUUCGCUGCGCUUCCGGACCGGGCCCCGAGAGGGGUCCCCGCUGGUCCCUGGCCACGAGCAGGCCUUCUCCUCUUACCCUGGAACCAUCUUUUCCUCCGAUGACUUCUACAUCCUGAGCAGUGGCUUGGUGGCCCAGGAGACCACAAUCGGGAACAACAAUGCUGCCCUGUGGAAAUACGUGCAUCCCCAGGGCAGCGUCCUGGAGUGGCUGCGGAACAUCGUGGCCAACAGGCUGGCCACUGAUGGGGCCACGUGGGCCAGCGUGUUCAAGAGGUUCAACAGCGGCACAUACAACAACCAGUGGAUGAUCGUGGACUACCACGCCUUCUCUCCGGGAGCCGCCGUGCCCCCGGCCGGGGUGCUGACCAUCCUGGAGCAGAUCCCGGGCUUGGUGGUGAUGGCUGACAAGACCGUUGAGCUGUACCAGAGAGGCUACUGGGCCAGUUACAACCUACCGUCCUUCGAGGCAGUGUUCAACGCCAGCGGGUUGCCGGCCCUGGUGGAGCGCUACGGGGACUGGUUCUCCUACAGCCGGACCCCCCGUGCCCUCAUCUUCCAGCGGAACCAGUCCCUGGUGCGGGACCUGGAGUCCAUGGUCCGGCUCAUGAGGUUCAACAACUUUGAGCAGGACCCGCUGUCACGGUGCCAGGCCUGCGAUCCCCCUCAGAAUGCAGAGAACGCCAUCUCAGCCCGCUCAGACCUGAACCCCACUAACGGGACCUACCCUUUUGGGGCACUGCGGCAGCGGGUCCACGGUGGCAUCGACACGAAGGUGACGUCGUCCCAGCUCGCCAAGGACUUUCGCUUCGUCGCCACCAGUGGCCCCACUUGGGACCAGGUUCCGGCCUUCCGGUGGAGUUCGUCCCCCUUCAAAGGGCUUGUCCACAUGGGCCAACCCGACCUGUGGCGCUUCUCCCCCGUCCACGUCCGCUGGGACUGAGGGGCCGCCUGCACCUCCUGGCCCCUGGCCCGCGUGCUGAGACUGAGAUUUCCUUCCCACUGCGUUGGGACCGAGCUCUCCUUCCCACCCCAUCUGCUGGGACUUGAAGUCUCCUUCCCACACCAUCUGCUGGGACUUGAAGUCUCCUUCCCUCCCCUUCCACCGGGUCUGAGCUCUCCUUCCCUCCCCUUUCUUUGGAUCCGAGCUCUCCUUCCCUC